Messenger RNA from Serinus canaria (Common canary), 5032 nucleotides. RefSeq names its product transmembrane 131 like (gene TMEM131L). Lineage: Eukaryota; Metazoa; Chordata; Aves; Passeriformes; Fringillidae. The record is from RefSeq and is a predicted model, not a curated record. Gene Ontology annotation, cellular component: membrane. Bases 48 to 4898 code for a protein of 1616 amino acids. The transcript is spliced from 35 exons.
CGCGGCCCGCCCCGCCCCAGCCGCAGCUCGGCGCGGCGCGGCGCGGCAUGGCGGGGCUGCGCUUCCCGCAGCACGGCGGCUACUGCCGCGCGGCCGCGGCCAUGAACCUCCUGCUCGGCGUCUUCCACGUCCUCCUGCCCUGCUUUCGGCCCGGGGAGGCGCAGGGACAAGCCAUCGAGCCCAUCCCCGGCGUGGUGGAGCUGUGGCAAGCCGAGGAGGGGGAGCUCCUGCUGCCCGCCCAGGCUGAUUCGGAGGAGGAUGUGGAAGAGCAUCCACAAGAGCAAAGCUUCUCAGCAAAAAUGCCUCCAAAUGGGAAGGCCUUACAUUUUCAUCCGUCAGUUCUGCAUUUUGGAAUGCAGUUACUGGGGUUACCCAGAGCUAAAAUGCUGCAUGCCUACAACCCUAGUAGAGAUAGAGAUGUUGUAGUCAAUUCAGUGUUUACAGCUACUAGACAGUUUCAUGUGUCUCCUGCUCAUAGCCGGGUGAUUCCAGCCAUGGGAAAGAUGUCUUUCAGAGUACUCUUCCUGCCCACAGAAGAAGGCAAUAUUGAAAGCUCAUUAUUUAUAAAUACCUCAUCUCAUGGAGUUCUUUCAUAUCAGGUUUUUGGAACAGGAAGUCUGAUGUCUUCUCCAGAAGAACCUAAAGUGCAGCUCUCAAAUGCCUACUUACUGCUUCCACACAUUCAGAACAUCCAGGCAUCACACACACUGACAGAAACUAUGAAUGCUAGUCUAUUACGGGUUCACCUUGAAUGCAGUUUACCUAAUGACACAUAUCAGCUAGUUAAGAGUUGCUGUUUUGUGUCCAAUGACCCAAUGCUGCUAGAAAUGAGCUUAACAGUAAGAGUGGAAAAUGCCCAGCAAGAUUUUGUGGAGCACAGACAAUACUUACUGGAGAAUCUUUUGAUAGUUUAUGUAGCAAUGGAAAGAACCAAGACCUCAGGUCAUUCAUCAGUAGAUGUGCAUAUCAUGCAUUCUGGAGACAGCCUGGUGCAUAUACAGGAAAUACGGCGGUUGUCACAAAAAGACACAUCAGCUGUGGAGUUUGAGCCAGUACUGCUAUCCUCAUCGUCCACUAACUUCACAAAAGUUGCUUCUAUUUCUUGUAAAGCUGCAUCCUGUGACACUGAAAAUCUUUAUUCUGACAACAACAAGAACUCUCUUUUGAAAGGCACUACAACACUCAAAGCCUGUCUUUUCUGUCCUGUGAUGGAAGGGUAUUUUGAUGUAGAUCCUUCUGCAGCACUGUUUCAUAUAGAACCACAUCAUAAUACUUCAGGAUAUUGGUCCAUAUGGUUUACAAACAAUUUUUACUUCAGCAUUGAAUUGAAUGAGGUCUUCAUAGCGAGAGAAACAAAGAACAUAGUAAAGAUUCUGAACUUCGCUGAACCUCUGACUCUACCUCCAGGCUGCUGGAAUGUUUUUUCUUUGAAGCUCAGUGUGAAAGACACUGUAACGAAUGUGCUCUCUAGUAUUUGUUUGUCCACAAACGUGGGAGUGAUGUUUGAAAUACCUCUGCAGAUAUAUUCAAUUGUAUCCAAGCAGGGAGAUCUUAAUUUUGAAGCAAUUGCCCACUGUGAUAUUCAGUGCUACUUGGGAAAGUCUGAUUCAGCAAAUCUGCUUUGGCAGAAGAGUCUCUCUCUGGACCGUUCUGCAUGGGAUGUGGAUUCUGAGCUUGCAAGUGACCUUUAUGAAAGAUGGCAGAAAAUAAGACGUGGGGAAGCAUGCAGCAGGAGAAGUAUUUUAGGAUCAGCUCGCUUUACUCAGCAGAAGAACUCUGAAGAGGAAUCCUUUGCCUUUUUCUUGCCACGGUUGACUACAGAGCCUGGCCUUACACUCAACUUCAAUGCCACAGCUGUUAAAAGUAGUAUGGUAAAAUAUUUCGUACUAAGAAACCCUUCAUCCUUCCCAGUUACGUUGCAGCUUCUGCCUCUUUCUUACUACCCUGAUCCCCAAGCUUCACUGAGUCUGCUGAACAAAUGGUUCGGCAUAAAUCUGCAAGCUAUUAAUUUCACAACCACUGAAUUCAGGCUAAUGGAUGAAUGUUCUCACGGGGAUGCACAUCAAGAGGACCUCAUCAGCAAGAAAUGCAGUUCUGAGAUGCUUUUUUUAAGUUUACAGCCACUGGAAACCAGAAAAGUUGGUGUAAUUUUUACACCUCUUGACUACAAAAAAGUAGCUUCCCUUAUUUUAAUCAGAAACAACUUAACUGUUCUGGAUGUGGUCAAUGUAGAAGGCUUUGGAGCCAAAGAAUUGCUUAAAGUAGGGGGAAGACUCCCUGGAGCAGGAGGAUCCCUUCGAUUUAAGGUGCCAGAAGCGACACUAAUGGACUGCAGACGACAACUGAAAGACAGCAAGCAAAUUCUAUCCAUUACGAAGAACUUCAAAGUAGAGAAUAUUGGGCCUCUUCCUAUAACAAUUUCAUCUAUGAAAAUCAAUGGUUACAGUUGCCAAGGAUAUGGAUUUGAAGUGUUAGACUGCCGGGAAUUUUCCCUAGCUCAAAACUCAUCACGAGAAAUCAGCAUUGUGUUCACUCCUGACUUCACAUCUUCGUGGGUAAUUCGUGAGCUCACACUGGUGACUGCAGCUGAUUUGGAGUUCCACUUCACGCUCAACGUGACUCUCCCUCACCAUCUGUUACCGCUGUGUGCGGAUGUGGUGCCAGGACCCAGCUGGGAAGAGUCUUUCUGGAGGCUCACUGUCCUCUUUGUUAGUUUGUCUCUGCUUGGAGUGAUUCUGAUAGCCUUCCAGCAAGCCCAGUAUAUUCUAGCAGAGUUCAUGAAAUCAAGACAGAGGCCAAAUCCUAGUGCUUCACCACAGCAGAACAGCAACUCUGUUGACGUAAUCAGCUCUGAUUCCUACAAGGGAAGCUGCAAGACAUUUAUGGAUUCCUAUAGUUCCUCAGAUAAAGGUAAAGGGAAGGGCUUCCUGUCUGUAGGCACUUCUUCCAGCCGAAGCCAGAGUGCGGCAAAGAGAAGUCCUGCGACCUACAGCCACUCUCAGAAGAAACACAAAUGUUCAGUUUACUACAGUAAGCAGAAACCAAACACAGCAGCUGGCAGUGCCAUUGCAGCUGCUGAUGAGAAACAGAAUCAGAUUGCAGAGAACCAAACCUCAGCACCAAAAGAGGACAUUUGCACUGAUGUUGUCAGUGAGAACUGGGUAACUCUGAAAUAUGCAAAUGGCAUAAACGUUAACAAGAAUUUAACUCUUCCAGAAGACUUUCUGGGUAAAGAAGAAAGUACACUGAAAAAUGCAGUUCUCAUUAAAAAUACUUCUUCAGAGUGUGAUCUGAAGGAAGAUCUUCAAACAUGUAUGUUUCCUAAGGAAACUAACCUUAAAACUUCAGAAAAUCUAGCUGAGCUCAAAGAACAGGAGUUCUGUUCUGUGAAGAUGUCCAAGAAGCUACCUGAAAGUCACUUGUCCAGAAAUUCACCUCAACAACAGCCGGAACUGCAAGAAAUAAGGAAAAUUAGUGGGAAUAGCCAGCAAGUGCCUCUCAGGAAUGAAACAGAAAACUGCGAGACUUCAAAAAAGCAGAUCAACCUAAAGCCUUCCACAGAGAAAAAGAUCAGUAAGGGACCCAAGGAAGAGACUCCAUGCUGUGCAAAAGAGGAGACUACUUCUUCUGAGCAAGAAGAUGCAUAUAGAAAGAAGAAGCCUCAGGAUAAAAAGGAAGGAAAUGUACCAAAUAUGAAUUGGAAUAGAAAUAGAACAUCUAGGAAAAAUAAGAAGAAGAAUGUAAAUAUAUCCACAAGGGUCCCUGAGCAGAGUGAGUUGAAGCAUAUGUGCAGUGAAUUUGAAAGGCCGGAUCUGAGAGCGAAUAUUGGAAUAAGAGCCUGGUGUCCUCAGAAUAACGGGGAAAAUUGUAAAGCAGACCAAAAAGCUGGGAGCUCAUCCAUACAGGGAGAAACAGAAAACUUUUAUCAGCGGUCCAAAAAGAAGUGUUUGGAGAAGUUUUGUUCUGAUUCAAGCUCAGAUUGUGGAAGUUCGUCAGGAAGCGUUCGUGCAAGUCGUGGGAGCUGGGGUAGCUGGAGCAGUACCAGCAGUUCAGAUGGAGAUAAAAAGCCAUUGAUUACCACCAGGCAUUUUCUCCCAUCCAGAGAGAAUAUUUCACAAAAUGAUUUUCCAUCUGAAACUCCUAUCACUCUAAAUCUGUCUCAUAACAUCUGCAAUACCAGCAGAGACAUGAACAGCAUCCCUCAAUAUCCCGAAACCUUAUGUCCCAAUUUCACUGACAUAGCUGCAGAUCCUGACAAAAAUAAAGGUCUUUACCCAACAGGAGACUUGUGGCCUGCCCAGCCAGUCUGCAUGACAAACAGUUUGAACUACAACCUUGAGAAUAAUAUACCAUGCAUGAUCCAGGAAACCCCCUCUGUCCACAACAGCUUCAUUGACUGGAAUGCAGCGUGUGAUAGCCAGUUUUCCAACAUGUAUUGUCCACUAGAGAUGAAUGAAUAUGGUGCUUUCCCAGAAGAAAACAUGAACUACCCCAGUGGCUUCCCAGGUACUGCAGCAAUGCAGAAUACAGCCUUCAUUGACCAGAACUGUCCCUCCACCUGGAAUGCUCCUCCCAACAUGCCACCUGCCUGGGAGCCUGCCAGUUAUGUCAACUCCACACCCUACCUCUCAAGCACCCGAAGCUUGUCUCCAAUGUCUGGACUUUUUGGUUCCAUCUGGGCACCCCAGAGUGAUGUUUAUGAAAGCUGCUGCCCUGUCAGUGCCACGACUCAACAUUCAACCCACGUGGAGAACCAGGCAGUUAUGUGUAAGCAGGAAUACUAUCCGAGGUUUAACCCUUUCCGUGCCUACAUGAACUUGGACAUAUGGACUACAGCAGCCAAUCGAAAUGCAAAUUUCCCACUUUCGAGGGACUCGGGUUAUUGUGGAAACGUGUGAAAGGAAUUUGAUUUAAAAAUGUGAAUAAAGAUGCUUGCAAUUUUGAUUACUAGAGUAAGCUGGUUGCUGAAUAGAUUACAAUGUUGGUGAAUAUUUUGGCACUUUUAUAUUGAAAAUAAAUUUUUUUUACUGAA